Molecule: messenger RNA, 2694 nt
Organism: Plasmodium gonderi
Lineage: Eukaryota; Apicomplexa; Aconoidasida; Haemosporida; Plasmodiidae
Product: exonuclease
Exons: 2
Coding region: 1-2694 (897 amino acids)
Cellular component (GO): nucleus
Molecular function (GO): nucleic acid binding; exonuclease activity
Source: RefSeq, a predicted model, not a curated record
AUGAAGCACAAACGAAAGAACCAACCGAGGGUUUCCUUAAAUGGAAAUAAUGUGACGAAUGGUAAUAGGUCUAGAAAUGCAAAGAGGAAAAAAUUAGAGAAGAAAACUCAAGGGCAAAAUGAAGUGAAUAAAAACUUACACAUAUUUUUUUACGGGAAUAAAAAUAUAUACCUAAAAGAUAUUCAUAAUUUUAUUAUUAAUCUGAGAAUUGAGAAAAGCAUAUAUAAAAAUGAUCUGUUCGUCAUAAGAAAUAAUGAAUAUGUAAAUAAUUUAAUUGUUGUUAUUGUUCCAAAUUUACCCAGUUGGUUUAUAAAAGAUGUUUCAUCAAAUGGUGUAUUUACAAAACUGCAGAGAAAUAAUAAUUUUCGAAAAAUUCAUACAGAAAAUUGUAUAAAAAAUAUUUAUAGCAAUUUAAUUUUAAAAACAUUAAGUGUAUCUAUUUUGAAAAAUAAUAGUAUAUAUAAUAAAAAUUACUCCAGUAAAAUAUUUAACAUUGAAAAAUAUUUACUCAACAAUGAACAAAUGCUAUUGAAUAGAUACCCCAAUGAGGACUCUGAGGAUUAUAUCAAUUUUGAACACAUUCCAUAUGUUAAAUGGGAUAAGAAAAUAAACAACUUACGUGAUUACUUAAACAAAACUAUGAAUUCAACCACCGUUGUCAAUUGCAAUCAGAAUAUGAUUCAAAAUGAGUUAACCCAUUUGAGCCAGGAAGAUGUGUCUCUCAUGGAUUCUGCUCUUACUGCAUCGAAACAGAAUGGACAAAUCCUGAAGGAGACUGACAGGAAACUUGUUAAUUGUGAUAAAGUGGAAAAUCUUCACCAUGUGGAAAAUCAUCACCAUGUGGAAAAUCUUCACCAUGUGGAAAAUCUUCACCAUGUGGAAAGUCUUCACAAUGAAGAAACUGUUGAAGAAGGGAAAAAUAUCUUUACAGAAGAACACAUAACGAUGUAUGCACACGUGCUGGAGAAACUGAUUAAAGCAUCGAAUAAAGGAAAGCUUAUCCCACUAUGUUAUCAAAAGUUAAAAGUAAAAAAUGAGUCGCAGUAUGCUUCAGAUGAAACAGAAAUCCAAAAUGAUAAAAGGGACGCUAGGGAGACGAAUGAGAAUGGAAAUAAGGAGGACAAUUGUACUAUUUUAGAAAAUCCAAAAGAAAAUGAAAUGACCAGUUUAGCAGGUGACACUUAUGAUCAUCAUGAAGCAAAACCUGAGGGUUCAGAAAGUGGAAAUGAUGACGAAGAAAAAAAUUUCCAACAGUGUAAAAGUGGGAAUGAAAACGAAGUAAAUAAACAAAACAGGUUAAAUGGACACAGUUACUUAAAACAAAACAUUGAGAGAAAGGAAGUACAAGUAGAAUUCAACCUAGACAAUAUAUACAGCAUUGAUUGUGAAAUGUGUGAAACAACAAAUAAACGAAGAGAGUUAACAAAAAUUACAGUAGUAGAUGCAUAUAUGAAUAUUGUAUAUGAUUCAUAUGUUGUGCCAGAUAAUGAAAUCACAAAUUAUUUAACAUUAUAUUCAGGAAUAAGUGAAAGCACUCUCGAAAAUGUACAUACAAAAUUAAAAGAUGUGCAAGAAUAUUUAAAAAAAUUUUUAAAUAAUAAAUCCAUUUUAAUUGGUCACUCACUUGAAAAUGAUUUACAUGCACUCAAAAUAAAUCAUCCUCAUGUCAUUGAUACAUCAGUUAUAUAUUCAAAUUCUCCAUACUACUUUUUAAAACCUUCACUAUUUAACCUCGCGCAACGUCAUCUGAACAUUACUAUGGAGCGAGACAAUGGCCACAAUUCUAUUGAUGACGCUAAGAUAAGCAUGUUUUUGGCAUUGAAAAAGUUAAGCGAAUUCGAUGCGACCGAACCUAACCACUUAUACCAACCGCUACCCAUCUUCUUAAACCCAGAGAAUUUCUCAAACAUGAAAGGAAAUAUAAUUCAUGACGAAGAUAUAUGCUACAAGUACGAGAAGAACCUUUGCAUUUAUGAUGCGAAGAAUGAAUUUAUUGAGGAAAAGUUGCCCAAACAUUUUCUCAAAAACUGCUUUUAUUGUGCAUGUGAAAAUGAUGAAGAAUGUGUUGAAAAUUUAAUUACGAAUAUCAGAAAUAAAAAUAAAAUAAAAAAUUACUUACUCAUAUUAAGAGAGUAUGAAAAUUUAUGCAAUCGGAAAAUUUAUAAAUGCAUACAACAUUCAAAUAAGGAGAAUUUUAAAGUAGAAGACAAUGAUGAAUUGUUUCAAGUUCCAACAAGAGUUGAAGCAAGUGAAAUUGUAAAAAGGUUAAGUGCAAAUAUUGAAAAAAUGUAUGAACAUUUGGAAAAAAAUGAUGUUUUAUUGCUUCUCUCAUUUAGUAAUAAUCAUCUGGCAGAAGAAAAAAUUAAAGAAACUUUAUAUUUAGCAAAAGAUAUAUUUCAUGCAAAUGCAGAUACUAAUGAAAAAUUUCGUCAGCUUACCAAAAAAAUUAAUUCUAUGGAAAAAAUACUCACCAAAAGGAAAAACGACAAUGAACUGGUCAAUCUACAUUUUCUAGAAUUUAGGUACCUGCUGCACAAUUACGAAAGGUGCAUACUAACAUACCUUAAUGAACAGAAAAAUAGUGACAGAAAUAUAUUUAUUUUGAAUUCUCUUACCAAUCUCAAAAAUAGUUUGUGCAUUAAUACCAAGAAAAAGAGUUUCAGUGGAUGGUUUUCCAUUCUCCUCAGGACUUGA